Lytechinus pictus (painted urchin) is the source of this 2738-nucleotide messenger RNA. RefSeq names its product alpha-2,8-sialyltransferase 8F-like. The transcript is spliced from 8 exons. The coding region runs from base 491 to 1177 and encodes 228 amino acids. The record is from RefSeq and is a predicted model, not a curated record. Gene Ontology annotation, molecular function: alpha-N-acetylneuraminate alpha-2,8-sialyltransferase activity. Gene Ontology annotation, biological process: oligosaccharide metabolic process; N-glycan processing. Lineage: Eukaryota; Metazoa; Echinodermata; Echinoidea; Temnopleuroida; Toxopneustidae.
UACUCACAACAGGGGUCUGUUUUAUCUCUUGUUCACACUGGCAACCGUAGUAAUCAUCUGCUAUGCCGUUUUGACCUCAAUCGAACCCGUACCACUUUAUACUAUAGACUACACGGUUGAUCAUCGUGAAGCUCUACAUGCUAACUGUUUAAUCAUAGAUGAUGAAGAGGUCGAACAGAAGACUAAUAGCACAUUGCAUGACAAAUCACCACCGACCAACGUGACAAAUGGGACAAUCAGUCAACUCCUUCCAAGUAAUGGUACACUCAAACUAUGGAAAUUCAAUAAUGUCGAUGCUCAGCAGCUUUACCUUUAUGAAAGCCUAUUAAAACAGAAUUGGACUGCUGACCUGAAAGCUAUACAAACAUUGAGACAGCAGCUAUCCGAAUACCGUUCAGAACUUGGAGACAGGUCUGAGAUUAUAUUACAUCAAAGGAAUACGAAAGUGAAGCAGAAAAUUUAUUCUGUCUUUCGCAAUGGUGUAAUCGCGAUGCCACGGAAUAUUUUCAACCUUUUUCCAAAGACAGAUCCAUUAAAUCAGGAGACCAGGUAUCGAUCAUGCGCAGUGGUUGGAAACAGCGGUGUUUUGCUCAACAGCAGUUGCGGUAAUGACAUUGAUAAACAUGAUUUUGUAUUUAGAUGCAAUCUAGCGUCGUUAUCACAGUUCAAGAUUGAUGUCGGGAUAAAAAGUAGUUUGACAACAAUGAAUCCUAGUUUGGUGACUCGAACAUAUAAAGAACUAAAAAAGGCCGAAGACGUCAGGCAAUACAACCAAGAUAUCUCGCAGUAUGACGGUCUGUUAUGGGUCCCUUGCUUCAAUUACCCCGGCGAUAUAUACCGCAUUCCCAAAAUCUUUUCAAGCUUUAAAGGAAAGAAACCAAAGAUUGUCUGUGGCAAUCCCCAUCACUUCAGGUCGGUGAUGGAUUUCUGGAAGGAAAGGGGACUCACUAAUCCAUCUUCUACAGGUUUCUACCUCGUAUCAACAGCUGUUCAGGUUUGUGACGAAGUUCAUCUUUACGGUUUCUGGCCCUUUUCUGAGCGGUAUGGUGACAUAAAAUCUGACGUGAUGUAUCAUUAUUUUGAUAAUAUGACGUUCAGUAGUUUCCAUUCAAUGGACGAAGAGUUCAGCAUCCUUAUCCAACUACAUAUACGAGGAAUAUUGCGGAUAAAUAUUUGAUCAUGCAGGUUUUUUUUUAUCUCUACAAGAUUAAUUUUAAUACAGAAAGAAGAAAUAGAUCAUGCAGUGAAAUCUGGAUCUGGUAACACAAAGGUUAGCGAUUAAUCGUACACUCGAUUUUCACAAUUGAUUACACAUUGUAGUCAAUGGAAUCAGUUGUAGAAAAAUGUUCUACGAUCAUUGCCAAGCUUUGUGUUACGGGCCCCUGGUGUGAUGGAUUUUUGUGAUAUUUCUUGUGCUAUUUCUUUCAGUGAAAGAAGAGUUCAUUAUCCUUGAUUACAUACACUUGGAGCAUGAAUAUAAACAUGAUAAACGUGUUAUCUUUAAGACGCGUCAUGAAAUAAUAGUAUUUGAAUCACAUCAAUUUAUUAUUGAUAAACAUUUCUAUUUUAUUUGAUAGCCAUAUUAACAUGAAGUGCAGUAUUUUAACUUCUUAAUACAUAAAAUAUGGCAUAAUCUUUUUGGAAAACUCUUUGAAAGAAGUGAAGCUUUGUAAAUUGUGUCUGUAAGAUGCAAUCUUAUUACAAUUUGACUCUUUUCUUAAUUUUGUUUGAUUAGGCUACUUCGUUGUUGUUCCAAGCUUAUUAUAGCUUACCUGCAAAAUAGUGUGCAAUAUACCGGAAGAAACCAAUGUUACAAUUUACAUUAACACAAAUACUGUUGCUGAAUUUCACAUUGGUAAUGACUGAUUUUUUUAAAACGUUAUUUCAAAUUUAAUUUAUUUAAGUGUGCUAUAUUAACUGAUUUUUUAUUAAAAUCAAUCACAUCAUUUAACUUUGUUUAGCAGACCAUUAAUAUUUCAAACAUAUAUAUAUUUACAUAAUUAUAUCUUGAUGUUCAAUUAGCCCUACUUGCUUGUUUAUGUAUUGUGAUAUCAAACAUGAUAGCAAAAAGACAAUGAGGUAUUCAUUUGUUGUUAUCAUGUUGUAUUUUUAAUAAGUUAAUUCAUGAUUUGUAAAAUAAGAAAGUUAUGACAUUUUAUUGUUUCGCUUAAUUUCACAAAAUAUUUAUAUUCACAUCCUGGACGGGAAGCAAAAUUAAGGAGUCCCAAUCAUCCACUCACUAUUUCUUUUGUAUUUCAUUGCAUGGAAUAUGAAAUAUUCUAUUUUUUCUUCAUUUUCAUGUGAAACAAAGUUUUAUUCCUCCAUGAACAUGUGGAAUUAUCACUGUUUUUAUAUUUUGUGGUUCAAACAAGAGGCCCGUGUCAUUAUGGUCAAAUGUGUAAAAAAAAAUGAAAUAUUUUAUAAUAAAAAAUAAACAAAAAACAAAAAUAAAUAGAUAGGGACAUCGUCCACUCUCUUAUUUGCAUAUUACUGAGUUACUGAGUAACUGUUUUGAGAAAAAUAAGAGAAAAUUUAAAAUAUCACAACUUUUACAUCCAAUUUUGAUGAAAUUUUUGUUUUUGACAUUUUGAUGUGUUUUUAUAAAUCAACACCUUUUUUCUGGGAUGAACUUGUCCUUUAAGAAUUAUCGGGAGUGAUGUUUUUGUAUUUUUCUUACAAUGUAGUACUACACUGUUAAAAAGCAUUCGAAAGCACUUUAAAACCAUUAAACUUGACAU